Messenger RNA from Sphenostylis stenocarpa, 897 nucleotides. NCBI's taxonomy places the organism in Eukaryota, Viridiplantae, Streptophyta, Magnoliopsida, Fabales, Fabaceae. The record is from the annotation of a GenBank genome assembly.
AUGCAAGGCGGUGACGAAUUGAGCAUAGAAGAGUUGGCUUCCAAUCUUUCCCUCUACAAAGAUCAACUCCACCAGGUCAGACAGCUCCUAAACGAUGACCCUUCAAAUUCUGAAUACGCUGACAUGGAGAGGGAACUUUCCGAGGUCAUUGCUUUGACGGAGGAACUCCUUGCAACUGCAAAGCAAAAUGAAAUCUCUGAUUCAACGGAUGUUCCUCAUGCUGGUGCAUCUCCAAGUUUGUCAAUACAUAAGGAGAAUCAAAUGCUGGAUAGCAGUUCUGAUCUUCAAGAGAAAUUUCUGAUUGGCACCAAAGUUCAGGCAGUUUGGAGUGAAGAUGGGGAGUGGUAUGAUGCUACAGUUGAGGCUUAUACACCAAAUGGUUACUAUGUAUCCUAUGACAGUUGGGGUAAUAAAGAAGAGGUUGAUCCUGCCAAUAUAAGGCCAAUUCAAGAAGGUUCUGUUGAUGCUUUGUUAGAAGCCGAGCGAGUUGCUGAAGCUACAAAACAGGCUAUCAAAAGAAAAAUUGCACAAGCUGCAUCUAUCGAUUUACAGUCUCGCAGUCUACCUGCAAAGCUUCGUAUAGAGGCUGAUGACCCUGAGGAUGUGAAAGCUUCCAAACGCAAGAAAAUACAUGCCUUUAAGUCCAAGAUGCGGAUGGAGCAACUUGAAGUCACACAAAAUAAGCGGCAAAAUGCUUGGCAGCAAUUUCAGUCAACCAAAGGAAAGGCAAAAAAGAUUGGUUUCUUCUCUGGAAGAAAACGGGAGAGUAUUUUCAAAUCUCCUGAUGAUCCUCACGGAAAGGUUGGUGUGACGGGAAGUGGGAAAGGUUUGACAGAGUUCCAGAAGAGAGAAAAACAUUUUCAUCUCAAAGAUGGUGCAGCUGAAAAUGAUGAAUAG